This is a messenger RNA of Paraglomus brasilianum, 1557 nucleotides long. NCBI's taxonomy places the organism in Eukaryota, Fungi, Glomeromycota, Glomeromycetes, Paraglomerales, Paraglomeraceae. The record is from the annotation of a GenBank genome assembly.
AUGCCGUCAGUCACUCUUGCAAAUCCCGACGACAAACGCAAUAUCAGGAAAGCCGUCCCCUCCCCAGCUAACAAAAUCAUCAAUGCAACUGUUGCAAGAUUAUACGUCGCUUAUCCGGACCCAAAUGCUUGGACUUAUACAAACCUUAUGGGUGCUAUAGUCUUUGCCUUUGACGUUGGAAAGAAGUCGUUUUUCUUUAGACUCGUUGACUUAACAGCGAAUCGCGGAAUUGUCUGGGAACAAGAAUUGUACACCGAUUUCGUUUAUAAUCAAGAACGCCCUUUCUUUCAUACUUUUUCGACUGAUAAAUAUCUGGCUGCAUUUUCUUUUGCCGAUGAAAUUGAGGCAGCUGUAUUUUAUAAGAAAGUCAUGAAUCGAGAAAGAAUCAUUAAAGCCAAAACACAAAAGCAAAGUAAUACUGGUAUUUUUGGCGGAGGAAAGAAGAGCAAGAAGGGUAAAAAGCGUGGAAAAAUCGAUAAAGCAGCGAUUGGUGCGCCGACAGAUUUCAGACACCUGGGACAUAUUGGCUGGAGUGCUGAAUCUGGUUUCGAUGUUCAGAACAUUGAUCCUUCGUGGAAAGAUUUAUUCGAUAGACUUGGUCAGCUAGGAGUUAGUCAGGAACUUAUUGCCAAGAACACCGGUUUUAUUAAAGAUCUUAUCGAGGCAAACGGCGGCAUGCCAAAGGCCCCAUCCGCUCGACCAACUAAGGCUGCUUUAUCAACACCGACAGUCUCUACGGUGAAGGCCAAGACUCCACCGCCGCCGCCUGCUCGCAAGAAACCUCCACCUCCUCCGCCUUCUCGGACUAAGGCGAAGACUCCACCUUCACCCCCAACUCGAAGUCGGAAUGUAUCACCAUCAAUAAAUCGUAAUAUACUGCCUCCACCACCUCCUGUCAAAGUACAAGCGGCCCCUCCACCGCCGCCGAUAGUUCGCCCCUCGGCGUUUGUUAGCGCUCCACCACCGCCACCGCCAGCACCACCAGCGGUUCGUCCAUUAACAUCUACUCACGCUCCGCCGCCGCCGCCACUUCCUCCGGCGCGUACAACAGCUGCUCCUCCACCUCCACCGCCACCACUUCCACCGGCACGUACACAACCAGUUAGUAAUAGUGCACCGCCGCCCCCGCCUCCGCCCCCACCAGCAGUUAGCAGCGCUCCUCCACCGCCGCCGCCGCCGCCUCCACCACCAGUUAGCAACGCUCCUCCACCGCCGCCGCCGCCUCCACCACCAGUUAGCAACGCUCCUCCACCUCCGCCUCCGCCUCCACCCUCCCUACCUGGAGGACCGUCUGCUACACGUGCAGUGCCAUCCCCUGAUGCAGGUCGCUCAAAUCUUAUGGCGGCUAUUAGACAGACUGGUGGAACUGUUGGGGCUGGAUUGCGUUCGGUCGGUGAACCCAGGUCUGCUCCAGUUACGUACGAUGAACCAGAGCCAAGCAGCCCCGGUGGAGAUAGUAACGAUCUAGCCAAAAUUAUCGCGAAUGCACUUAUUAGUCGUUCCUCUGCUAUCCAACACGAUUCCGGUAAUAUAUUUAUUAUGUGGAUUGAAGACUGA